Molecule: messenger RNA, 4316 nt
Organism: Cadophora gregata
Lineage: Eukaryota; Fungi; Ascomycota; Leotiomycetes; Helotiales; Ploettnerulaceae
Product: Inorganic phosphate transporter pho84
Exons: 6
Coding region: 2420-4180 (586 amino acids)
Biological process (GO): phosphate ion transport; transmembrane transport
Cellular component (GO): membrane
Molecular function (GO): phosphate transmembrane transporter activity
Source: RefSeq, a predicted model, not a curated record
UGGAGUCGACGUGGUCAUGUUCUUUCUCUUUCUCUAGGAUUUGAGAUGGAAAAUUGACUGCAUGGCAGCCACCGAGACGCCGGAACGCAAGGGCAGUUACAUGAUUUGGAGGUAGAUGAGUAAAUGAGCCGCAUUCCAGACCAGGGCUGGACGAUCCAACACCUCGGUACUGUACAUACGAUCGUACCCUGCGAGCCCUGCUCUGCCUGCCUGCGAUCUAUGAAUCUGCAGAUCCAUUUCUGUGCAUGAGAUUUCCCUCAAGGAUCAAAAGUCUCCACCUUCAAUUUUUCAACACAUCCAAACCAAGGAAUCCAGCUAUGAUUGGCCAAUGUAACGCAUCCAGCUCAGAUACGUAAAUUUAAAAUGCUAGAAAGCCCAGCAAAACCAGCACCGGAAAGAAAAGCUUACCAAAGCUUAACCACGCCACAUCCUCGUGCUCGAUGGACACGCCGUCGUUGGUCAAGACAUGGGUGGGAAGGUGCGCCGUCCCGUCUUAGGGUAUUGGCAGAUUUGGGUGCCUAGUAGUAGUGCGUGCGUGCGUGCCCGUCUGUUGGGUCCGGCUUAUUGUUAGGUAUUAUUAUUUCGAUAUCAUAUCAUAUCAUAUGUGAAAUCCUCGGGAGUUGGUCGAUCGAGAUGUUAUGAUCAAUUUGGAAUUUUCGAUUGAGUUGAGCUGAUGCACGGAUUGAUCAUUCUACGAAGUACUCGAUUUCGUACUUAAGUCGAGAGAAGAGGGAGCAAGUGGUCCAAGAGCAAGCAACAUGUCGUAUUGUGCUUGAGUAGGGAGGAAUGCGGACAUGUGCAGAUAACAUGAGUGUUCCUCGCUUUCUCCGUUACCUAUCUACUUAUAUACAGAGGUAAAUUUGAAGCGGUCCAUCCGGUCGCCUGUGGCGUCAAUUCUCACUCCUCAAGCACGCCACAUCCAAUGAUGUCUACCUGCUAAUCCGCUUCUUAAAGGAAGUCAGAUAUCAGAGACGCAUGAAGUGGAGAAGUGACGAAAUAACACCGACCCCGAGCAGGGAGAGCAAGUGGUAAAAAUCUGAUAGGCCAACCGAAAGGCGGAAAGCCUUUCCUCAACCACUCUAGCCCCACCUAUCAGCCCAGGCCCCUCCCCACGCUAGAAGCCCCAGCUGUUCCUGACCAGCGCAGCGACCACGUUUCUGAUCCCGCUGUUCUGACUGGUCGGUUCUAACGACAUCUCUUCAUUCCAUUAUUCCACAUCUUUUUAUCCAGGCAAGGCGGCGUGCAUCAAAUUUUUUGGGGGGCAUCGCGGGCGCGUUUUCAGCUGCUGCUCGUGCUCGUGCGUGUGCAUGUGGGUCUGGUGUUCUGCAUCCAAGACUUGUGGUGUCCGUCGUUCCAAGACGCCGAGCCUGGGGGAAAAGUGCUUGUCUGUGUAUCAAGCCUUUUCCAAGAGAUGUCCAAGACAGCCACGAAGAAGGGUCCGCUUUCAUGGUCAACGUCAGGUCUUGAGAUGUUCCUUUUAAAGCGAUACGGUUCUCGAAUUGAUGGCUGGAAACUUGCGCUGUGAGGGAUGGCACUGGCUGAGGAUUGCCCGGGACGGACAUUGACCGGUCAAGGAUAUUCUGGAAGCCUUCUACUUUCAGAAGGGGCUGCACACCAAUGGCCGUGCUGGAGGGUGUGUGUUGCGAUCGAUUUGGUGCAGGAUGUUCCGGGAUACGCGGGAGGAGAAGCGGGCAAGGCAAGAUCAACCUGCUGUCAGCAGGGCUUUCUCAGAGAUACAUCUGCUUGCAUCGUGCUCGGCAUCGGCCUUUCCAUUGGUCCCAGCUUCGUACAGUAGUGAUAGCGCAGCGCGGAAACUUAUUUAGCUUUUUGUCUUGCAAGAUCUGGAAGUUAGCCGGCGGUGGUGGGCCCAUACAGAGUUCAAGUUCAGCAGGCGGAACAUACUGUACAGUACAGUAGUGACUGGCCUGGAAGUCGAGCCACGACAAAUCUAUGGCUUAUCAUUGUCACUCUUAAGAGAUCCAGCCAAUAAUGAAAUGAAACCCGUAACGGACCAGCUACAAGUAACUGUCACAAUCCAAAGUUCAUUCGCAUGAUGCAGCUAGCCUUCUUCCCGGACGAUGCAACUUUAUUUCUUGGCGCAUCGGCACGCCCUUGCUUGGAUGGGCUCUCAGUGUCCCACGCCCGGGUUGGUCUUUGAUCCACACCACCACCCUUCCCAAAGAAUUGCCAAAAGGAAGUACUGGCUCUGGCUCCUUGUUGUAUCCCUGUAGGAACCCACCCCCGAGGUUCCCACUACCGCGCUCCUGCAGAGCUUCCUCAUACAAAUAUCAGGACCCCCUUCGAAUUUGCACUUCCUCUCCUCUUCAGCCGCGCUGCCAACUACGACGCCCUCACCCCCAGCAUCUACCCGUCGACAAGUCAACACACAAACUGGUCUUGAAGACAUACAUCAGACACAAUGGCUGCUCCCGCCAACAUUGCAGCGAUGAAUAAAACAUCUGGAGGCAACAAUGCCUUCCACAACUUCAACAAUGACUUCGCCCAUAUCCAAGAUCCUAAUGAGCGAAGGAGACUCGCUCUUGCCGAGAUCGAUAAGGCUCCUUUUGGAUGGUACCACGUACGAGCAUGUGUAGUGGCAGGUAUUGGAUUCUUCACUGAUUCCUACGAUAUCUUCGCCAUCAACCUGGUUACCAGCAUGUUGGGUAUAGUGUACUUUAACGACAGUAAAUCUCACGGUACUAUCCCACCCAACUCAGAUACCGCUAUCAAGGUCUCUACUUCUGGUGGAACCGUUCUUGGUCAACUUGGUUUCGGGUACCUCGCCGACGUGGUUGGACGAAAGCGUAUGUAUGGACUUGAGUUGAUUAUCAUCAUCUUCGCAACGCUCGCUCAGGCCCUCUCUUCAAACUCUCGUGCCAUGUCCAUCACUGGUCUUAUCAUUUUCUGGCGUGUCCUUAUGGGUAUUGGAAUUGGUGGUGAUUAUCCACUUUCUUCAAUCAUCACAUCCGAGUUCGCUACUACUAAAUGGAGAGGUGCUAUGAUGAAUGCUGUGUUCGCUAUGCAGGGUAUUGGUCAGUUCACUGCUGCCAUCCUCGCCUUGAUCGUCACCACUGGUUUCAAGGGUUCUUUGGAAUCUGCUUCCAAGGCCUCGACCUGCACUGGUGUUUGCCAACUUGCUGUUGAUAAGAUGUGGAGAAUCAUCAUCGGCUUCGGUGCCGUCCCCGGCUGCAUCGCCCUCUACUACCGCCUCACCAUCCCCGAAACCCCCCGCUACACCUUCGACGUGGCCCGCGAUGUCGAGAAAGCCGGCACCGACGUCAGCGCCUACAUCAACGGUAAAGCCGAAGGCCACCCCGACGAAAUCGCCCGUGUUACAACCAUGGUGCAAGCCUCCCCGGCCCUCGAAAUCCCCAAAGCCUCCUUCAAAGACUUCGUCGCGCACUACUCGCAAUGGAAGCACGGCAAGGUCCUCCUCGGCACCGCGGGCUCCUGGUUCUUCCUCGACGUCGCCUUCUACGGCCUCGGCCUCAACAACUCCAUCAUCCUCGCGGCCAUCGGCUGGACCGGCGGCAGCACCCAGUACGAAAUCUUCCGCAAGAACGCCAUCGGGAACCUCAUCCUCGUGUGCGCCGGCGCUAUCCCAGGGUACUGGGUCUCGGUCGCUACGAUCGACACCCUGGGCCGCAAGACUAUCCAGAUCGGCGGCUUUGCGAUCCUCACUGUCCUGUUCAUCGUCAUCGGUUUCGCGUACCACAAACUCUCUGGACACGCCCUGCUAGCACUCUACGUCCUCGCGCAAUUCUUCUUCAACUUCGGUCCUAACUCAACGACUUUCAUCGUCCCAGGUGAAUGUUUCCCCACGCGCUACAGAUCUACUUCUCACGGGUUCUCCGCCGCGUCAGGCAAGGUCGGCGCCAUCAUCGCGCAAGUUGUGUUUGGGCCUCUGCGCACGAGGGGCGCGAAGCCCGGUGCGAAGGGCAGGGAUGCGAGUCCGUGGUUGAAUCACAUUAUGGAGAUUUUUGCGCUAUUUAUGUUCUGUGGGUUGUUGACUAGCUUUUUGAUUCCCGAGACGAAGAGGAAGACGUUGGAGGAGUUGGCGGGGGAGGUUCCUGGAACACCUAACUACGACCCCGCCCUAACAGGCGGCGCAUACCGCCAGAACUCAGAAGAAGACUCUCAGCCCGAGAAGAAGGGGAAAGUUGGAACUGAAUCCGUCUAAGCGAGCCUCUCCAUACCUUACCUUACCUAACGCCUCAAUGCGAAGAAGCUGUACCUUAGGAAGUUUGAAUUGUAUGGACGCUAUGCAGAUUGAGAUGGAAGGAUAUGGGGAGAUUGGUCGAUUGAUUGAUAGAGAG